CUGUAGCCAUGCAGACGACAUUUCAGCGUCACCUGGAAUUGAAUGAUAGCCAAUGUUUUAAUUUUGAAAAAACACCAUUAAAUUUUUAUGAUUAUUCAUUUGACGAUUCGCUUGUAGCGUUUGUGUCGAAAUAUGGCUAAUCGAACAAUUAAAGAAGCCAUUUCUGUUAAAGGAACGAAUCCUCAGUACUUGGUCGAAAAGAUCAUUAGAACUCGAAUCUAUGAUUCGAAGUACUGGAAGGAAGAAUGCUUUGCGUUGACGGCUGAGUUGAUGGUCGACAAGGCUAUGGAAUUACGCUACAUUGGAGGAAUAUUUGGUGGAAACGUGAAACCAACCCCAUUUCUUUCACUCACACUUAAAAUGCUUCAGAUCCAACCAGAGAAGGAUAUUGUGGUAGAAUUCAUAAAAAACGAGGAUUUCAAGUAUGUUCGGGCAUUGGGAGCAUUCUAUAUGAGGCUUGUUGGAACUUCAGUCGAAAUUUUUAAAUAUUUAGAACCACUUUAUAAUGAUUACAGAAAAAUUCGGUUUCAAAACAAGGAAGGAAAUUUUGAACUUCUGUACAUGGAUGACUUUAUUGACAGCCUACUGAGAGAAGAGCGUUUUUGUGAUGUUAUUUUGCCUAGGCUACAGAAACGCCAAGUGCUGGAAGAAGCUAACGAAAUUGAACCGAGAGUAUCAGCAUUGGAAGAAGAUUUGGAAGAUGAAGAUUCAGAAAGUGAAGAAGAAGAAGGUGAAAGGAAAGGUGAUUCUUUAUCUCCUCCUCCCACCAGUUCUCGUUCGAAACAAGACAGUGAACGUGAACGGGAGCGUGCUCGUCGUAACAGAGACAAAGAACGUGAACGAGAACGUAGUAGAGAUAGACAGCGUGAAAGGCAAAGAGACAGAAGCCGAAGUCGGGAAAGGAAUCGCAGUAGAGAACGAAACCGCAGUAGAGAAAGGAAUCGCAGCCGUGACAGGGAUCGCAGCCGUGAACGGGAUCGCAGCCGUGACAGGAAUCGCAGUCGACGCCAACGAAGUCGCUCUAUUGAACAAGGGAAUCGUGAUCACAGGAGAGACCAAGACAGGGAUCGCAGAGACCGCAAAGAUCGGGAAAGGGAGCGUGAACCAGAAAGAGAAAGAAGUAAACGAGGUGAUCGGGAAAAAUCCAACAAGAAGAAGGAUAGCAAGAAGAGUAGCAUUGCUGAGGUUGAUCCUGAAAUUGCAGAAGCAAAUGCUUUACGAGCGAAGUUGGGUUUAGCUCCUUUGCGGCCGUGAUCUGUAUGUCUUUUUCAAAAUAAACAAACGUUCAAUAUA
Molecule: messenger RNA, 1293 nt
Organism: Daphnia magna
Lineage: Eukaryota; Metazoa; Arthropoda; Branchiopoda; Diplostraca; Daphniidae
Gene: Prp38
Product: pre-mRNA-splicing factor 38A
Exons: 5
Coding region: 133-1254 (373 amino acids)
Cellular component (GO): precatalytic spliceosome
Source: RefSeq, a predicted model, not a curated record